UACGAUUAGAACAAGUACAGGAACACACCCACCGCAGAAAGACAAGAGGAUGUGGCGAAGAAGUAGAAGAAGUAGAAGAAGAAGAGGAAGAAGAAGAAUAGAGAGGAUGAAGCUCUCCGCCCUGAACAAAGUUAAAGAGCGAGAAAAGAGGAGAGGAAUCAGAAGUUGAGAGCAGGAAGAAGUGAUUAAAAGAGGAAGUUUGAAGUGUUUUUAAAAAGAACAAGAAAAAGCUUCAACGAGAAACAGAAGUGAAGAGGAGGACGAAGAGAAGAGAAAGAAGAGGGGGAGAGGAAGACAACAGGAGAACAGAAAGAAGAGAAAAAGAAGAGGAACAGAAGUGACAAGGAGAGGAGGAGGAGACAAAAGGAGAGAAGGAGAGCAAGAGGAGAGAAGGCAGAGAGGAGGAGGAGGAGAAGAGAAAGAAGAGGGGGAGAGGAAGAGAACAGGAGAACAGAAAGAGGAGAAAAAGAAGAGGAACAGAAGUGACAAGGAGAGGAGGAGGAGACGAAAGGAGAGGAGGAGAGCAAGAGGAGAGAAGGCAGAGAGGAGGAGGAGGAGAAGAGAAAGAAGAGGGGGAGAGGAAGAGAAGAAAACAGGGGAAGAGGAAGAGGAACAGAAGUGAAGAGGAGAGGAGGAGGAGAGAAAGAGGUGAAGUUACAGAGUGGUGAUGGACGAGGACAUCAGGAAGCAGGGGAUUCUUUACCUCCAGCAGCAGAGGUUUGGAAAGAAGUGGAGGCGUGUGUGGAGCGCCCUCUACAGGGACAGUCCGUGCUCCAUCUCCAGACUCGAGUUCUUUGACUGUAAAGAUGGAGGAGUCGAGAAAAGUCUGCGCAAACAACAGGAGCACAAGAAGGUGAUCCGUCUGUCAGACUGUAUCCGGGUGUCGGAGGUGGAGGUGGACGGAUGUCCCAGAGACACGGGACCGUUCCUGGUGGAGACAACAGAGAAGAUUUACGUCUUCGCUGCAGAGAGAAACCAGGUGGACGACUGGACACACAAACUGUGUGAGACAGCCUUCCCUAUGAGCUGGACAGAGCCCAGCGUGAGGCGAGGCAGCGUGCAGAGAGGAACCCGGGUGGAGGAGGACCAGGGGAUGGAGGACAACUCCUUGUACAGUGGCACACCAACAGUGCGUGACUUCAGAGUGUGUGUGCGGAGGACGGAGGCGUCCGAUCACUGCCGGCUGAAGGGAGACGUGAUCCUGCGAGUGGACGAUGACGCUCUUCAUCUGCUCAGCAGGACACGAGACGUUCUGUUCACCUGGCCGUUCAGGUUCCUGAGACGCUUCGGACGAGACAAGUCGACCUUCUCCUUUGAAGCUGGGCGGAGGUGUGCGUCCGGCGAGGGCGGUUUCGAGUUUGACACCAAACAAGGCAACUUCCUGUUUCAGCUGGUCGAGUCGGCCAUCCAACUGCGGAGGUCUGCCCCCCCCCACACACAGACCUCUGGGGGGGGGCAGCUGAGUCCAGAGACCCCCCACAACCUCAACUUGCCCCCCCCACCCCAGAGCACGACGCUGCUGCUGCCACCUCAACCCCGCAAUCACAUCCCCCCCCACCCUGCUGCUCAGGACGCCGUGUACAGCACCGUGACGGAGCAUCAUCUGAUGAGUCAUCACAAAGAGAGCUCCGCCCCUUCACUGCCACAGCAGCGCCCCCCGCUGUGUCGUCUGGAGCCUCCUGUGGACCAGGUCCUGACCGGCGUGAAGAGCUUGACUCUGGAGACUCGGGCUUUCCCCGUCCCCCGAAAGACCCCGGUGAAGAUGAUCUCCAGCUGCCCUCUGCCCCACGCCGAGCCAGGCCCCGCCCCGGCCCUAGGCUCCACCCCCUCCCGCGACGCCAGUCAGAGCCCGAAACUGAGCUCCAAUCCAAAACCGGAACAGACCUACGCCCAGAUCACACAGCUCGCCCCCAGAGAGCGAGGCUCCAAGAGGGAGAGAAGGGAGGGAGGAGGCAGCCUGGCUCCGCCCCCCGGUCACCUCCCUCAAAUCAACCCGGAGCCGGAGUACUCCCUCCCCUUCGACACCAUCGACAAGAACAUCAUGGUGGACUUCCUGAGCUCCCAUCAGGCUCUGGAGUCCGGCGCCGACCCGCUUUACGACAGCAUCGACGAGAUCAAGAUCAGAAACAUCAUCCACAGCAAAGACCACGCCCCCGAACCAACGCACAGGAAGGUGGAUCACAUCUAUGACGAGCCUGAGGGCUGCGCCGCCGCCGCCACCGGGGGGGGGAACUCCACCGUCCCUUCCGCGGUGUACGAUGACCCCGAGGAGAUGAGAGGAGAUGCCUGGAGGAACAUGGGAACAGCUGAUGACCCCAAAGGUCACGAGUACCCGUACGACCCCCGGGUGGACGACUACGCCGUGCCCAAACGACCCAAGAGGGCAUUUCCUGACACACAGGACACCAACGAAGAAGAAGAAGAAGACGAGGAGGAGGUGCAGGAGGAGGAGGAGCAGCGAGACUCUCAGUACACCAACAUCCUGGUGAAGAAGAAGAGACUUCACGUCCCAUCAUCUUCAGGGUCGGACUGGUUUCCUUCAUGUUGCAGAUUUUAACUAAUAUCCAACUACUUUAAUUCAUUAUUUGGAUGCACAGGUAGAGGUGGAAAGUAACAGAGUACAAAUACUUUGUUACCGUUUAUUUUAAAAUGUAUUUUCCUGACGACAUUUUCCUUUUCCUUUUGAACACAUCUGUACUUUCUCCUCCUCACAGUCUCACCAGCUCUGUGCAGGUUGAGGCAUCGUGUGUCAUUGAAGUUCAAAUGCUUUUUGUGCUUUCUUACUUUUACUUGAGUAAAGGAGAUGAAUCAGUA
Limanda limanda (common dab) is the source of this 2814-nucleotide messenger RNA. Its product is annotated as docking protein 2-like. Gene Ontology annotation, biological process: positive regulation of MAPK cascade; cell surface receptor protein tyrosine kinase signaling pathway. Lineage: Eukaryota; Metazoa; Chordata; Actinopteri; Pleuronectiformes; Pleuronectidae. The record is from RefSeq and is a predicted model, not a curated record. Gene Ontology annotation, cellular component: cytoplasm.